Porites lobata is the source of this 26904-nucleotide messenger RNA. The record is from the annotation of a GenBank genome assembly. Lineage: Eukaryota; Metazoa; Cnidaria; Anthozoa; Scleractinia; Poritidae.
AUGCAGAAAAAAGACAACAAAUAUGGCAAAAUGGUCAGAGAGAUGGACUGCAUUCAUUUGAGAGGCUGGAUAAAUAGGAGGUCAACAGAAGCACAGUCUAGGCAUAUCAACUGGUUUGGUAUAUAUGCUGUCAAUAAUAAUAACAUUGGUACAUGUACUAGUUACCUGUGUGUCAUUUGUUACAGAGACUUGGUUUUACACUUUUUAUGACCCAGUUGGGGAGAUUGCUGAUUGUGGGGUUCAACUUUUUUGCUCAGGGUUUUUCUCCUUUGAGGAAGUGGACAUUUGGGGCAGGUUAUAAUCACCCCGCUGUUGUUCUUCAGCCAUUCUUUUUUUAACUUGGACCACUUCACCUUGUUACUCUAACUUAUUAAUUUUAAUCUAUGUUGGGUUGGUACUGACAAUGAGGGCCAACUGAAAGCUGUUGUCAGGUCACAAAAACAUUAAAAUUAACGUCGGUUUUUCUAUGUAGGGUUAAGAUAACCCUGGGUUAGUGCAAAAUUUGAAUUUGUUGAUUGGAUGCUCUGAAAAAUAGACAGAGAAAAUUGUCAGAGAAAAUGCUAAAAAGAAAACCAGAUUUAAAAAUUAAUUUAACCCCAAGUUAGUGCUAACUUGCCUUCAAAUUUUAAUUAUUAUUGUUAUUAAUUAUAUAGCUGUUAGUUAAUCUGAUAUUGUCAGCAAAGUGAUUAUCCUUUAAUUUUUAUGAACUGUCCUGUUAUUGAUUAAUUUGGAUAGUUUCAGAUGGGACUUUCUUUUACAAAUAGGCAAACUGUCUCAAGAAAAAUAGGACAGCUGGUCUGAGCCAAUCAAAUGCCAGAAAAAACAAUAGGCAAUGCAAACUAGCCAAUCAAUGCAAAGUCCCUGUGAUAAGACACCAAAAAAUGUCCUGGUGGCUCACAACAGCUUGUUGGCAUACACUUUUGGCUUCUUGUUGCUGUAAAAUGUUGUUUUGUGUUGCUGUUGUUUUGUUUUGUCUUCUUGUCUGGGCCAUUUAAAAGGAAAAUGUGCAGAAGACCAAACUGAAGAAAGUUUGAAUUAACUAACCAGCUAUAUUAUUAAUAAAUAAAAGGACCACAAGCUUGUCCAAUUUGGAAGUAAUAAAAUUGAAUUCAAAAAAUUUCUUCUUGCAAUUUUGGCUUUCCUCAGAAUUUUUUUUCAUCCAAUUAUUUCCAAAUUGGACAGCAUGUAGUCCUAUCACUAUCUUAUACUAAUAACUGGACCCAGUUUUUAGAAAUCUAAUUUUGCAGGUAGGCUUUUGCAGUCUUUUUGUAAACAUUGUCAAUGAAUUUUUCUGUGAAACUCUGCCAAAUAUAAUAUAAUAAAAAUAAUAUAAUAAUUUAUUAUUCGUAAGGCACAAAAUAUCAUUUAAAUAUGAUCUAAUGCCCACAAAACCAUGAACACUUGAGAUAUUUCGGGAAUGUUUGUUGUCUUAUGAUCUGUCAGAGCAAAUAUCAAGACAUGUGAGUUUGCCAGAAAACCACAAACUUAUUUAUCAUCUUUGCUUGUGGUAUAGUUUAUCUCAUGCUUGAUUGCUUACUUUUCUCGCGACACAUGUUCCAGAAAUAUUUGUGGUGUUUGUUUGGGUUUGUGGUUUGUCAGCAAAUAGAUCGAAGCAAGGCUUCAUUUAUUUAACAUGCUAGGAAACAUUAAUUUUUCCAAAAAAGCACGUCCAUAUAUAUAAGUAGGGAAACUAUUAUUCUUCUUUUCUACUUGGCAUUUUGGAUUUUUUUUGUAUUAUCUCAUUACAUUUCUGCCCAUUUCAUAGAACCCCUUGUAUCUGGGAAUGUUUUGGAAAUUUCCGUGCCCAUCACAAGUUGGAUAUCAAGACAUUUGUAGGAUUAAAGGGAUGACAUCAAAAGUGACAGCUGAGGAUGGCAGUGUUGCAUUAGUGGUUUCAGGCAUACCAGGUAUCAAAAGUUUUUUAACCUUCUAAACUGGUGUGAGACACUUUGUUCUGUGACUGGGGUGUCUGGCAGGGGAUAAGCCUAGUCCUAGUCAUCCCAGUCAACCGAGUUAUCCUACUUAGCUGUCACCCUUGUCAUCCUAGUCACCACAGGUAUCCCAGUCAUUCCAAUCAUCUUAUGCCAUAGAGUCAUAGAGACAUUCACCUUAUCCCACCCACCCUAGUCAUCCUAGUCACCAAAGUCACCAUUACAAUUUCGUGAUCCUGGUCAUCCCAGCCACUCCAGUCGUCUCAGUCAUCCUGGUAAUCACAGUUACCCUUGUCAUCCUCCUUAAUACGAGUAAUAGUUGACACUACAGCUGCCCCCGCUCUGUGUAUAGUUGCUCAAUAGUAUUCUUGCUUGUUGUGUAGCUCUUUGAAAUAUACUGAUUCAUAAUUAUGAAGAUUUUUGCACAUAGUCCAUACAAUAGGUGAGAUAAAUACAGGAAACACAAGGUUCCAUGCAUUGUUUCAGUUGAUUUACAUAGCUUUAAUCAGAACAUUCCCAGUUUUGAGAAUAGUUUAUUCGAAACCGUAAGAAAAGAUUUAAUUAAAAGUUGAAUUUUUCACUAUUUCUCUUUCACUUUUUACAUUUCAGUUCAUUUUAUUUGCCGGAAAGUAAGCCUUAGAAAUUAAAAGGACGUUUGAUCAAUUCGCGCUCGCGCAUUCUAGUCUUAUUUUAAACUUUAUUGCAGAAGGACAUCUGAGAGCAGGGAAUAAGUCAGCACAGAAUUUAUGAUUGUCGGCGAACUUCUGUAAUCAUCCAUCGUUGUGCUAGUGAUAAGCUAGCCGUUGAUUCACUCGUCUUGCUUGUUUGUGGCUGAGUCUUAUUCCAGUCAAAGAGAGAGAGAAAGAGUGUCUGGCAAGAUUUCCAAUCAAAGAUUUGUGAACUCGUGUCUGGCAAACUCUCCAAGUGUUUAUAUAUACACAGUUAUACGCACCUUCAUCUGCGCUUAACAACUGUCUUUUGAUCCAUAACUUUCAAAACAACUGCUCCACAGAAUGUCACUGAUAACACGUAAUGCAAAAGAGUAUCGAGGUAGAACUGCACAAUAAAUAUCACAAAAUCUUCCUAAGUAGUCUCUUCGGGAUUUUCUGUCUUUUCAUCAUCCUAACCAUUUCCUACUUGCGGGCACAAACAAUAGAAAGGUCAUCAUUACCUACAAAUUUCUCGUGGCUCCUGUUCAAGCAAAUCGAGAUUUUUUGUGGCAUACUGACUGUAUAUUUCAGCUGUAAGUACUUUCUUUAAUAUACGCGCGAGUUACUAGAGUGCCUCCCGGGAUUUCGCCUUCUGGGCGAAAUCCCUGCGGGGGUAAUUAUUCAUGAACCUUAGUCAUCCUUAGUUGUCUAGAUCAUCCCAGUCAUCCAAGCCAUCCAGUCAUCUGUGUUUUAAUCCCAGCCAUUCCAGUCACCAUAGUAACCCUAGUCACCCUAGUUAUCCCCGUCAUCCUAGUUAUCCCAGUCACCCUGGUCAUCCUACUUAAUGCUCAAAAGUAAGUUACCAGUGGCAUCUUGUUUCCUGAUUAUGAGAAUCGCAUAGCAAGAAUCAUUGAAGCGGUAAUUGUUGUCAUAAAUUAUUGACGACACGUCCAGCAAGAAACCAUUUUGUGUGGCAUUACCUUCAAGACUGAAGAAAACGGGGAUUAUACUUUGCGUAAUUUUAAGUUUCUUUCAGGAAGUUUUCUUUGAGCUUGUCAUCAGUAUACUGUUUAAUUGGAGUUUCUGAGUUUUCUUAUUUGUUUAUGGUAACUGACAUUAACUUUGGCACUGCAUUCAGUAAUGACCUUUCCUUUGCCCAAACAUGAAAAUCACUUGUAGUUUCCUUGAUUUUGAGAAUGAACAAACCAACGUGGGAAGAAACAAAUAAUACUUCAAAUUUCUAGCUGGUGAGAAGUGUGUAGUUAAGUUAUCUUUCAUGCAUAGUGGCAAAUUUCACCCAUGAAAUUGAAGUGUCAACAUCAUCGAUAAAAAUUCAGCUCGAUGUAUGCCAUGAAAUGAUGGUAUCGCUUGUUGUUCUUUUGCUGGCUGUUUUUUACCAAAAAUGAAAACAUGGAAAAAUUUCAAAUUUUUUUCUAAAACCAUGGACUAACUCCUUUGGAAAAAUCCUGAUUUUUUUACCUUUUUAACUUUCUGUUUUUUAUAGUCUAAAGAUGCUUUUUUAGUUUCCAGAAAAUGUCAAACACAUGUUGCAGGCUGAUCUUGCCAAAUAUAAAAACAUGGAAAAAUUUGAAAAUUUUUAUCAAAACCAUGGACUAACUCCCUUGGAAAAAUCCUGAUUCUUCGACUUUUUUAACAUAGUUUUUGAUUUUAGAGUCUAAAAUGCUCUUUUUCUUUCUAGAGUAUCGUCAAACAGAUUUUCGUGUCUUAUUUUGCCAAAAAUAAAAAGAUGGAAAAAUUUAAAAUUUUUGACGAAAACCAUGGAAAAAUUAUCCAGUUUCUAUGAAAUGAAAACAUGGAAAAAUUUCAAAUUUUUUACUAAAACCAUGGACUGACUCCUUUGGAAAAAUCCUGAUUUUUUUACCUUUUUAACUUUCUGUUUUUUAUAGUCUAAAGAUGUUUUUUUAGUUUCCAGAAAAUGUCAAACACAUUUUGCAGGCUGAUCUUGCCAAAUAUAAAAACAUGGAAAAAUUUGAAAAUUUUUAUCAAAACCAUGGACUAACUCCCUUGGAAAAAUCCUGAUUCUUCGACUUUUUUAACAUAGUUUUUGAUUUUAGAGUCUAAAAUGCUCUUUUUCUUUCUAGAGUAUCAUCAAACAGAUUUUCGUGUCUUAUUUUGCCAAAAAUAAAAAGAUGGAAAAAUUUAAAAUUUUUGACGAAAACCAUGGAAAUAUUAUCCAGUUUCUACGACUUCUUUAACUUUCUGAUUUUAGAGUCUAAAACACAUUCAAACACAUUUUGCUGGCUGAUUUUGUCAAAAAUAGAAACAUGGAAAAUUUCAAUUGACCAAAACCAUGGACUAACUCUUUGGAAAAAUACCAAAUUUUCAACUUUUUUAACUUUGUGAUUUCAGAGUCAAAAAACGCUUUUUUCCUUUCUAGAAUGUCGUCAAAAACAUUUUCCUGGCCUAUUUAGCCUACAAUAAAAAGAUGAAGAAAAUUUUAAAUUUUUUACCAAAACCAUGGACUAACCCAUCUUUUGACUUUUUGAACUUUCUGUUUUUUAUAGUCUAAAAACGCUUUUUUACUUUCUAGAAUAACAUCCAGCACAUUUUGCUGGCUGGUACCCUUGCCAAAAAUAAAGACAUGGAAAAAUUUCAAAUUUUUUACCAAAACCGUGGACUAACUCCUUUUUGAUUUUAGAGACUAAAAAUGCUUUUUUCCCUUCUAGAAUAUCGUCAAACAGAUUUUCGUGUCUGAUUUUGCCAAAAAUAAAAAGAUGGAAAAAUUUCAAGUUUUUGACAAAAACCAUGGACCUUAAGCUUACCCCUUUAGAAAAAUCCCAGAUUUUCAAUUUUUUUGUCCUUUCCAUUUCUAGAAUAUGGUCGAACACAUUAAUAUUUUUCCUGGCCUAUCUUUCUUUAAAAAAAAAAAAGAUAGAAAAAAUUCAAAUUGUUGACCAAAACCGUGGACCAACCCCUUUGGAAAAAUACCAAAUUUUCGACUUUCUGAACUUUGUGAUUUUAGAGUCUAAAAACACCUUUUUCCUUUCUAGAAUAUCGUCAAACACAUUUUCCUGGCCUGUUUUGCCUAAAAUAAAAAGAUGGAAAAUUUCAAAUUUUUCACUAGUACCAUGGAUUGACUUUUUUAACUUUUUGUGUUUUAUAGUCUUAUAUCACUUUUGACCAAAACCAUGGACUAACCCCUUCGGAAACAUACCAAAUUUUCAACUUUUUUAACUUUGUGAUUUCAGAAUCUAAAAACGCCUUUUUCCUUUCUAGAAUAUCGAUAGAAACAUUUUCCUGGCCUAUUUAGCCUACAAUAAAAAGAUGAAAAGAAUUUAUAUUUUUACCAAACCCAUGGACUAACCCCUUUGGAAAAAUCCUGAUUUUUUUUGUCUAAAAAUGCUUUUUUUACUUUCUAGAAUAAUGUCAAACACAUUUUGCUGGCUGAUUUUGCCAAAAAUGAAAAGAUGGAAAAAUUUCAAAUGUUUGACAAAAAACAUGGUCACCCUAGUUAUCCUAGUCACUCCAGUCAUCUCUGAAGUUAUCUCAUCACCCCAGUUAUAUCAUCACCCUAGUCAUCAUAGUCACCCCAGUUGUAUCAGUUAUCUCAUCACCCUAGUUAUCCUAGUCUCCCCAAUUACCUUAGUGACCCAAGUUUUCCUACUCAACCUAACCAUCGCAGUUAUUCUAAUAAUAAUCUUUUCAUGACAGUCAUCCCAGUCACCCCUGCUGUUGAGUCUAUUCAUCCAAAUAACAUCAGUCGAUCUGCUUAACUAACAGACGACCAAUAUCAUUGUGACCUAAUUUACCAAUCAGGUCAAUAACCAGAUUUUAAUAUUAUCAGCUGAUGCAAUACAAGCAACUUUGAUUCUGAAGAUGACUGCCACACAGUUUGCUGAAAGGUCAAUCAAUCAACAACAGUCCCAUUCAGGACUACGAUCACCUGGACGAUCAUGCUCAACCUACUUAUUAAAUGACUCCUGGGUUCACACCUUGGACUGUUUUACAUCCCAGUAAUUCCAGGCAUCCUAGUUAUCCAAAUCACCCUAGUCAUCCUAUGCUUUUUAGUCACCCUAGCUAGUCACCCUAGUCAGCCCACUCAUCCCAGCCACACUAGUCACUCUAGUCAUAAUACUGGUCACUCUAGCCAUCCUAGUCACCCUAGCCACCCUAGUCACCCUAGUCAUCCUAGUCACCCUAGUCACCCUAGUUAUCCCCCUCAUCCCAGUCACCCUAGUCACACUAGCCACUCCAGUCAUCCCAGUCACCCUAGUCAUCCAAGACAUCCUAGUCACCCUAGCCAUCCUUGUCACCCUAUUCAUCCUAAUCACCCUAGUCACCCCAGUCAUCUUGGUCAUCCCACUCAUCCCAGUCACACUAGUCACUCUAGUCAUACUAGUCACCCUAGUCAUCCUACUCACCCUAGUCACCCUAGUCACCCUAGUUAUCCCACUCAUCCCAGUCCUUCUAGUCAUACUAGCCAACCCAGUCAUCCCAGUCACCCUAGUCAUCCAAGACAUCCUAGUCAUCCUAGCCAUCCUUGUCACCCUAGUCAUCUUGGUCAUCCCACUCAUACCGGUCACCCUAGUCACCCUAGUCAUCCCACUCAUUCCAUACCAGUCACCCCAGUCAUCACAGUCAUGCUAGUGAUCCCAGUCAACCCAGUAAUCCCAGUCAUUCCGGUUAUCAUAUAAUCAUCAUAGCCAUUCUAGUCAUCCCAGUUAUUUCAGUCAUUGAAACCACCUCUGUUGUGCCAACCACCCCAGUCAUCCUAUUCAGCCCAUUCAUCACAGUCACCCUAGUGUUAUAGUCAUCCUAGUUAUCCCAGUCAUGUUAGCCAUCCCAUUAAUAAUAGUUAUUCCAGUCAUUCAUGUCACCGCAGUCGUCUCAGUCAACCUCGUCUUCUUUGUCAUCCUAGUCAUGUUAGUCAUCCAAGUCAUUCCAGUUAUUCAAACCAUCCCAGGCAUGCCUAUCACCCCAGACUCUUAUCCCUUUUCAUCCUAGUAAUCCCAGUUAUCCCAGUCAUCCCAGCCAUUCUAGUUAUCCUUAUCAUCACAGUCAACCCAUUCACUGUUGCCAUUCAAGUCAUACCAGUCAAUUUUGUAGUCUUAAUCAUCCCAGUAAUCCUAUUCAUCCCAGUAAUUCCAGUCAACCAAACCUGCAUACCUGUCAUCCCAGCCAUUCUAGUCAUCCUAAUCAUCACAGUUAACCCAUUCACUGUUGCCAUCAUAAUCACCCCUGUCACUCCAGUCAUCCCAGUCAACCUUGUCGUCUUAGUCAUCACAGUAAUCCUAGUCAUCCCAGUCAAUCCAGUCAUCCAAACCUGCAUCCCAGUCAUCCUAGCCAUUCUAGUUAUCAUUAUCAUCACAGUCAAUCCAUUCACUGUUGUUAUCCUUAUCAUCUUGGCAGUCACCCUAGUCAACCCAGUUAGCCUGCUUAUUUUAAUAACCCUAGUCAUCCAAGUCACCCUAGUCACCCUAGUCACCCUAGUCAUCUUAGUUAUGCCAGUUACCCUGGUCAUUCCGGUUAUCUUAGUCAUCCUAGACACCUCAGUUAUUCUAGUCACCCUUGUUAUCUUAGUCUUCCUUGUCAUUGCAGUCACUCCCGUAGUCUUAUUUAGGAAUAUGCAUGUGAUGUUGUAUAAGGUCGUUGUUUACAUUCAUUUUGUGAGAUCGGUUAAAUGACUAGAUCUUAGACAUAAUACUAUUGGUGCAUCCCUUGCUUGUCUCUGUCCCUAUAAAUACUUAAAGCCAAAAGUUAUCAUUUGAGUCACAAAUAACUUUCCACUUGAGUGAAAAUGAAUUCUUUUUACUUAGGUACAGAAGAACAACCGAUUUGGCAUUACUGCAUGGUCCACAACUCAUCAGUAACUCAAUUGCAGGAGUUCAAAAGCCAAGAGUGAAGAGGCUAGUAUAACUAGAUGAUGGUACCAUCAAAGUGAACUUACAAAGAAUACCUGGUUUAUUAGUAUUAAUUUAUACAAUCAUGAUAAUUAAUGCUAACAGUUACAGCCAGUACCUUACCUCAAAGCAGGUACUUGGUUUAAGAAUAUUUCUGACCCAGCCCGGGAGGUCAUUGAAUGCGGGGUACAGCUGGCCCGGGGGUUUUCCUCCUAGGAGCAAGUGGACGUACGGGGAGGUUUUUCACCCAGCUGUUGUUCCACAACCCCCAUUCAGCAGCAAUUAGACAAAUUCAUUUAAUUUGGCAGUGAAAAACAAAAACAAAAACAAAAACUGAAGAAGAUUGACCGUUUCAACAAAUAGGAACCUCAUACAAUAAUUAACAGGUCUAUGGUAUUCCUAACAAGAGUGAAUAGAUUCAUUUGCAAUAUUUUUGCUCUUAACUAUACCAGUAGUUUUCAAACAACUGAGCUUUGCACAUACGAAGAAAACCUUAUUUCGUCUGAUGAAAAAUCGGCUAGUAUCUUCAGAACAUUUCUGCUGAAUAUGUAGUGAAAUCAAUAGGGGUAUUUUUUAUUAGGCGGAAUUCUUUAAUUCACUAUUGGAGGGAAUACUAAGAUAUCUGCCGUAUUGCAAUAGUAAUGAUAUAAUUAUAAAGUGUGUGCCACCAUAUUUGUACGUCUAAUAAGCAUCACUUAAAAAUUUUCUCAACUUAGUUUUUAAGUCUGAGAUUGAAAUUUUAUGACAUAAUUUAUUUAUGUAAAUAGGUCUUCAUCCCGUUUAAUUUUUGGCCGGACCGCGAUCAACUUAUCAAAGUUUUCCUGAAUUAAGUAAGUUUGUGGUCUUUAUUUUUUUUUUCAAAUUGGAGUUCCAAAAAAUUUCAUGGUGACAAAUUGAUUUGAAAAUGAAUGCUUAUUUGUACUACAUGUACUAACUUAUACAAAUUAAUAUUAUUAAGUUCAAAUGCAAGAUUCCUUUGAGUAGUAUGUAGUUUGAGUAGUAUACAAAGGUCUGUUUUAUUUAAUUAUACUUCAGGGAAGAAAAGGGAUUCAUAAAACUUUGUAUCAGACAAAGUCCGUGAAAAGCUCUAUCCAAGAAUAAUUUAUAGUACGUGGUUAUAAAAGACAUUUUCCUCAUGAAUUAGCAAUUUUAUCAAAAUCUGCUACACAGUAUGUCAUUCAAUCACUUGAGAAGAAUGCUUUCAAAAAUUAGCUUUUAGACCAAUUCGGUCUAGUAUAUUCUAGGGUUAAGCAAAGCUGAGGUGAACACUCAAGUCUGGUAUGGGUUAGGGGUUUCAGGGUGCACCUGCCGGCACAUCCCUACUCCAAACUUUUUUAAAGUUAACUACCCUUGGGCCUAGUACUUCACUGCUCAAAGGAAAUCUUGCUAAAUAUAAAUAAUAGUGAUCAUGCUGUUAUGAUAUAUAGUUCCAGUAGUCGGGUGGGUGUGGAUAUUAAUUUUAUAGAUUAUUUUGUACAUAAAACUGUAAAAGCUCAAUUAAGCCCCCAUCCACCUUAUAGAGAGUUUUAAGGGAUUUUGAGAUGGUGGUGGGGUGGGGGAUAAGGGGGAUGAAGAAAGGAUUCUCAUUAUCUCAAUAUUAAGGAGAACAAUUAGGGGAAAGUGUUAUUUUUUAUCCCACCUACAAUCUUGCAUUGGUUUGAUGGAAAUCAUUUCCUGCAUUUUCUGCAAGAAGAAUGACGUUUCAGGUAAGUUGUGGAGGAUGUCACGUAAGAGGAUCAGGUUACAAAAUUAGCCUUUAAGAAAUGGUUUGGGGUGUGGGGUGGGUCGGGCUUAAUGGAGGUUUUACAUGUUAUACAGUUGUUAACAUUGUGCUGCCAGUAAAUAUGGGGGUGGACUAAGUGUUUUUGUAAGAGUUUAUUGUUUGAGACUAUAAUUGGCCAGUCACUGACUUUCAGUUUCUAAGAUCACUUGACAGCACAAUGUUGCUUGUAUCUUUAAGGCAUAGGAAGCGUCACAACCAGAUCACAGCAAAAAUAAAUCAUACAGGCAGGAAUAUUUAGCUUUACUUAAAUGUUAUUCCUUUCAUAAAAGUAAAAGCCACACACUAUAGUUCUUUCCACAGGUCCACCUCCUAUCCGAACUCUACUUUUUCAUAGGAAAUGUUGCGCUUCCUGGGCUAUAUUAACAGGGUGGAGAUCAUGAUUUUUUGAACCUCUUGUAAAAUUGAGAAUUUUAGAAAAUUGGAGUUCAAAGAAUUACAGAGCCUAAGCUUCGUUUUGGGCUUUGGGCUUUCUUGCCGUUUUCUUGUUGAGAAAGCCCAAGGGGAAAUAUAAAAAAUUACAGUGACUUAGGGAUAGGAAAACAAGUUUUGGUUCGAAUUAUCAAGAGGUUUGGAGAAUCAGGAUUUCACUAAUACAGUAUUAGUUAUAACUUAUUUCUGAAAUUAACGCUCUACAAUUAAGCAAGCUCAUUAGCAAAAUAUUACCUUUAAAUCUCCUAACUAAUAUUUAUGUCUAAACUCAGUGUCUAUACAGGUUAAGAGAAAUAAGUACUGGAUAGGCAUACAUCAUUAAAUUCCCGACAUAAAAGUAACAAUACAGAUUUCUUAUGAGCUAAAAUUUGUAAGGGUAAAAUGAUUAUGAAUAGACCAUUUGCCAUAAAACUUUUGAUGAUUUUCCGUAAAGGGAAAAUAUAAGUUUUUUUUUUCGGCCAAAGGCAUCUCUAACUUUCAGUGGUCACAAAGCUACAGCUGGAAUUGCAUCUAAAUUUUGCAGGCUAAGUCCCAAUACCAAUUGCCAAAUUCUUCUUACCGAUCCUCUAGUAAGCAAGUAUCAAGAAGGUAAAGUUUCAUUUUCGUUUGAUUAGUAAUAAGUUGGUGAUUGAUUUUGGUCUCUGUUGGGACUUCAAAGUUAGGUCCCAUCGGUGCACAAAUGAUUUUGUCCGUUCAGAUUAAAUUUUAAAAUAGAAAUCCAAAGCAACAGGAAAUUCUCUUAAGAAACAGUGAGGCUGGUAAAAAAAAUUAGGCCCAAUAGUAGGAUCUUAACUAUUACAACACAAAGUAGAUUUUUCAUUAGUGUACAUGUACAUAAUGUCUAUAAGGCAAUCUCUAGUCUGCUUGUGCUUUUUUUUUCUAGGCAACUUGCAGUAAAAUGUUUCCAAAUCGCUGAUAAUUUCACAAGUGAAACUUCCUUCAUUACUAUUAAAUUUUGAGAACAAAGCAGACUGGAGACUUUUGAUUGAAUUUAUAUUCUUUUUUAAUAAUUAAUUUUCUUGGUACUGCAUUCACUCUCUGUUUUUCUUUUUUUUAUUAUUCUUUUUUUAUUUUUCAUAGUUAGUUUUAGGAAUUGACUCCGUGGCAUUCUUUUUGUUUCCAUUUUUUACUAAUAUCAACAGAGCAUUAGUUGACUGACUACAUUGGUACAUUACGGAGACGUUUGUAGUACCAAGAAAUAUCUAGUUUUGCUUAAUACGCUAAUGAGCUUGCAUUAGUUGCCUUAAUGUUAAUUAAUGAUAUUUGUUGUUAGGCUUGCAUUAGCUAAGGCUUUGAGAACAGCUGAGAUUUCCUGGCGCUACCACUGGUUUCCCCGCGAAAUGACCUGAAAUGAGGAAUGAGUAAAGACGUUCCAUACUGAUGACAUGUCACUACUCAGACCUGGAAAGGGCUUCUGAUUGGUUGAGGAACAUAUUCCUUGUGGCAUCACGAACCAGAAGCAUUAUCCAGAUCUGGGUAGUGACUUAUCAUUAGUAUAGAAUUUCUUCACUUAUUCUCUUUUUCUGGGUCAUUUCUUGGGGAAACCAGUGGUGUCGUCACGAAUUAUUGGUUGUUUUCUUAGAUCAUUGGCUUUUCAUUAAUUUUUUAAGUUCUUAUUUAAUUUCAGACCUCAGGUGGCACACGCACAAGAUUAGGAGCCCAUCACUUGGGCAAGGUCAUGUUUAAAUCUAGCCAACCUCGUCCCUGCUGGGCUGUGGAAGCUCUACCUCUGAGAAGGUGUGAAUUCUGACGUCCUCUGAGAUAUUCCAACUGAGAAAUCCGGGAAAACUUUAUCUGAUCCUGUAAUUCAUGCUGGGGGCAGUUGGGCACUUGGAAGAUUUGGCCGUUUGUUCCCAGCUGGGGAGGACAGUGUGGAGGAAGGUGAGAGUUUGCUUCUUAUGUUCUUGGGGCUUCAUUCAUUUUGUCACAAUACUACCCGCACCUUUUUUCCAAAAAAAACCCAGUAAGGUGCUUGCCUGCAAACAAUAUGUCUGGGAAUGUUCCACUGCGGUAGGAUGAAAAACGGGAGUGCUAACAUUGUGCAGACUAACGAAGUAAGUGAGUCGAUGGAGAAUUCGAGGACAGAGGACUGGACACUGAAUCUCACUGGUGUGGCGUGGGUGGAUUUUUACAAAUGACAUCAAAUUGAGCUAUAGUCAUAAAAAUCUCUCUCAAACGGAGGGCAACUGGUAAUGGAGUUCUCUUCUAAACCUAAAAAUUUCACAUCUCAAGUUUGCUUAGGCCUAAUAAUAAAUAACCGUUCAAAACAUCGCAUAGGAUAAAAAUCAUAAACAAAUCAAUUAUUUAGUAUCUUAAUUAUCAUUUCAUUCUCAUAUUUCCUGCCUGAAUUAUCUAAAAACGAUCAAAGCUAGGGUUUUAUAACAUCAACAUCUGUUGUUUUUUUGUCUGCUGUUUUUGUGUCAACUGGAAACAACAGUCAAACAAACGGGGCUGUUGAUGUUAAAGACUAACUUCACUUUCAUAUUAUCUAAACCUUCGGAAAGCAAGAUAACUAAACCAUUUUAAUUUAGGAUUCAAUUAUUAUCUUAAUUAUCAUUUCAUUCUCAUAUUUCCAACCGCAAUUAUCUAAAAAUGAUCAAAACUAAGGUUAUAUUACGUCAACAUCUGUUGUUUGUUUGUCUGUUGUUUCUGUGUCAACUGGAAACAACAGGCAAACAAACUAGGCUGUUGAUGUUUUAAAAAGACUACCUUCUCUUUGAUAUUACUUAAGCCUUCGGAAACCUAGAUAACUAAACCGUAUUAAUUUAGGAUCAAAUUAUUACGAUUAAAUUAACUUGAUUAAUCAGACUGCUGUGGAAGUCGCUUAAAAAGGGACAUAGAAUAGAUUUCCUUGGCUUGUGUGAUAAAUCACGUUAAUUUGACUUUCAUGCUUUAGAUUCGGCUAUAGGCAUAAAUAUAUAAACAACUUUUGUCAUAAGCAUAGAUUUCGCUUAAUGUCUUCUUUAAAUUUUCAGCUAAUUCUCCGCGGUGACUUCAAUUGAUACAUUAUAAUUGGCUUUCCCUUAAAGGACUGGAAGACUCUUGUUUGUUUAUUGUUCAUUUAAACGACGCAUUUGGCUAGUUCCAGUCUUUUGUGGGAAACCUGAUGUGAAGUAUCCAUUCCGGUCACAACAGCUGAAACAUCUCUAGGGAAAUUGGCCCAAAUUUAUUAUUCCGGCAAAUUUUCAUUAUUAUGCGGAUAAACAUUGCGGCUAGCUGCAUAAAUUAAGACUUAAGUUCAAAUCUAAUUUUUUUCCGGCUAAUAUUUAGUUUUACUUUAUAGGAUAAAAAGUAUAUAUAUUUCCGCUAGUUUCCUUUUUCGUUUCGAAAUGCGAAAAUUUGUCCGUUAUUUUCAUUGGAAGUAAAAGGAUCCAAAAUUUAACUUAAAUUGAAUAUUUAUUUACAAAGUCGCUCUAGAUCUAAAAAAAUUUAAAGGCGAAAUCUAUUCGGCACUGAUUUUAACGUUAUCCUAAGUCAUAACAGAUUAGGCAAAUUUUAGAUAUUGAUUUUGAAACGAAACAUUAAGACCAAAACUUUAUCGCGGCACUUCGGCAUUUUUGGUUAAAUGAUAAUAAACGGCGCUAGAAUAAAAUCUUAUUUUCGGCAGCAAAUUUCAUUUCAUUGUGACCUAAAUAUUAAACUCUAAACAUUAAAAUAGGGCGAGAGAAAUCCAGCAUCAGUUGCUUUGCAGAGGAGAGAUUAUUAUUGACUUGUGCUCUUUGGUGAAGUUUGCGAAAUGAAGGUCAGUCAGACCAGCGCGAUUCUUUGUUCAAUUCUCUGCCUUCGUUUCUGACGGAGACCCACUGAAAAGUGAGUUUGACUCUGUAGCACCCUCUUUUUUCUUGUCCGAGUCUCUGGAUAUUUUCACGAUAUAUUGAUUUUGUAGAUACUCGUCUUGAACUAAAACAAAUUAUUUUUUUCGCUGAGAAUUAUUUUUGGCCGGUGUGGUAUUGUGACGUAAAUGAGUGAGACCCUGAGGGCAUGAGGAGCAAACUCUCACUUUCCUUUACGCUGCCCACCCCACUUGGGAACAAACGGCUGAAUUUUCUAAGUGUCCAACUGCCCCCAGCUUGAAUAAAGGGAUCAGAUAAAACAGACCAGGAUUUUAAAGUUGGAAUAUUAAAUGAGGACAGAAGAAUGAACACCGACUUGGAGCUGAGUGGAAGCAGUCCGGCAGGGGCGAGGGAGGCUAGAUUAUUUUUUUGUUUUAUUCUUUAUAUAUAUAUAAGUGGACAACAGAGACAAGCUUUAAUAAAAUACUCUUAUCUUCAGUACCUGUGCUGUUUACUUUGUAAUCCAACUACUCGAGUGAACCAGAUAAAAGACUCGGACACAGUGAAAUAUUGCGCGCAGUUAAGACUGAUUCUACUGGCGACAUAAACAGAAGCAUAACUUUCAGUGAAGACCUCAACAACAUGAGCGCAAACACGAAAAAAAAAACAAUUAUUCUUUGUUUCCUCACAAGGAAUUAACGCACAAAUCGCGUAUAUUCGCAAUGAGGAGAACACAAGAAUCAGUUUUCUUUGUUGUUUCAUCUGUCGCUGAUGACCUCACUAAACUUGUUCUAAUUGUGCUUAUGUAGCUAGUAUAAAUCAGUCUUAGAUUUACACCGGUUUCCUACUAAGAGAUUGUUUCGCGCAGUGUUUUAGAAAUUGGCAUUUUACUUCUUUAAACGUUGCACGUAACAGUCUCAUCACUAGAAACACGAAGUAAUUUUUUACAACGCCAAAUAUUCCACUGUGUCCGAGCCUUCGUCAAAAUAACAAAAUAAACCAAGUCCUGCUUUCAUUAAUUUCAUAGUCUCGACAAAGCUUUGCCGUAUGACAUUUGGACGGCAUGGUAAUAAGGCAUGUUUGUCAGUAAAACAAACUAAUACGCGCAUUAAAAACUUUAGAACUGAUUUACAAACAGCUUAACCGAGCCGUUUACCAAGGCCAAACCAAAAUUGCCUUACAAAGCGUUGUCAAGACCUUGAGGUUACUGGGGAGUUUCAGUCCUAAGCUGAAAGUGUCAAUUCUCCUCACUUCUCCCACGCAUUUCCAAAACACUAGCUGUGAGAAUUUAGAGGAUCAUCCAGGUCGUAACUUGCAUUAACGUUCAUUACUUGACAAUGUGUUGAAAAAGUAAGGAGAAAUGAUACACUGAUCAUCCUUGGAACUGACGAGGUUGAUUGGGCAUCUUUAAAUCUCUCCAUGGGGUUUCCUUGUAACACUAAAAUUUUCCUACAUUUUUUCGCAACCACGUGAAAUUUUCCUAACAAUGCAACAAAUCUCUCUUUUACGACUUUUUCAUCUUGUAUUAUUUUGAUUCAUAUAUUAUUCAAAAGGCGAUAUCAGUGAAUAUUUCUUCAAUGCCCUUAACAUUAAUUGUUUCAUCAUCAUAGAAAAAAAAGUACCCAAACAGUUUUUACAACAAUAUCUUGAUUCCUCUUACUGUUGAUAACAUUUCAUUUUACCAAAAUAUUGCCAAGGUAUUAGUAGGACUCUUGUCGUUGUAGCUGUCCUUUUGUUUAAGAGACCAAUCUGUGACGAGCGAAGUGCCCUUUUUGCUGUUCAUUGCCCUCCCUGGGAUCCAAAAAAAAUCGACAAAAAGGAUGGGGUAUUGCUGACAGCCUUAAAUUUCAGGAAAAAAAUUGUUUCUCCUGACAAAAGAAAACAUAUCGCUGAGGUGUCGAAUUUCAGUGUUACAAGCUGUUUGGUAGGGGCACUUAAGAUUGAAUUGACAACAUCCUCCCCUCACCCCACACUCUGAAAGCAACGCUUGGGAAAAGACUUUAAACAUUCCAUAGUGAUGACAUUGCACCACAAUAGCUUUAUAUUCACCAUGGUGAAUUAGUAGUUCCAUUAUGAUAAUACAUGUAUUAUAACCAGGCAAGCAAAAUGCUAAGUCACUAAUAUGGAAUGCAUUAGUCUUGUUCCAGAUGUCUUUCUAUUUUGAAACAUCUUUUCUCAACCCAGAUGGGAUUAUGCAGGAGAGAUUUAAAAUACACCCUUUAUGAAAUGAAAUAUGGGAAGCACAGUUCAGCAAUCUACUAAAACCACACAGUCAGUGGACAGUCAAAUCAAUCUCCUAGUCAAAAAGUGAGCAAUCAACCAACUUUCAAAAAGUCAGUCAAAACAGUUAUCAAAUUACUCAGCUGGUCAACAAGUGAUCAACCAGCUUGUCAUUUCACAUGACAUUUCCCUAAUCCACCAGUUUACCAACAAAUAUAUAGUCAAUAAUUUUGUCAAGCGGUCAGUCAUAAUACAAUACUAUCGAAUAAGUCGAAGUUGUAAGCAGGUAAUCAGUUAUAUUUUUCAGCCACUUAGCCAGCAAGAUAGCCAAGGUGGUGCAGUGAGUCAGCCCGUCAGUAAAGCAAGUUAGCUUAUCAGUUAGUCUGUCAGCUUUGUCAGUCAACUGUAGGUCAGCCAUCGAUCAGUCAGUAAAUGGGUCAGUAAAUCAGUUGUUUAUUUAUUUAUUUAUCACUGGCUUUUCUGGACACAGGCCUGCCCAGAGGGAAUGUGCACGAACAGGACUCAGGUCCCAUUUGAGGUGCCAUCCCUACCUAAUCCCACAAGCUGUAAAGGUUGGCCGCACCACCGGGGUCUACGACCCCUACUCUUUUCGAGUUGUCAGUUAAAAAGUCAGCCAUUUAGUCAGUAAUUGUGUUUAGCAAGUCAGUCGGUUGGCCAAUGGGUAAGUCAGCCAGCAGGUCAUUCAUUCAGGCAGUAAGAUAGUCAGCAUUUCAGUCAGCAAGUCAGCUAAUAAGUCCGUUGGCCAGUCCAAUACAAGUCAGUUAAUCGCUUACACAGUCAACAGCCAUUUAGCCAUUUUGCCAGUCACUGAGUCAGUCAGGCAGUCGGAAAGUAAGUCAGUCAGUUUGUCAGUCAAUCAGUCAGUUAGUCAGUAAUAUAAUCAGACAGUCAGACAAUCAAUCAAUGGGUCAGGAAAUCAGUCAGGAAAUCAGUCAGACAGUCAACCAAUUAGUUAGUUAGUCACUCAUUUAGUCAGUUGGUUAGUCAGCUAAGGCUCACUUAAGGAUAGUAAAUCAAUCAAUAAAUCAGUCCUCUAAAAUGGUAUCAUGUAGACUGCAGAACUAUGCUUGUGAUUAAAAGCAGAACUUGGCUUUUAAGUACCAUUGUGGCACAGCUUGUUCAAAGCAAAUCAUGCCUACUACAUUAGGACAAAAUUACGAGUUGUCAGUCUUAAGAUUUGUUUUUAACUGAAUGUAAUUAUUAGAACCUAAAACCAUUUUGAAGUAUUAAUAAUAUUUUUGAAACACAAAAUACAAACAUGAGAAGCAUAAAUGUACAAAUUUAAAAAAAAACAUUCAUUAGACAAUAAUUUUGUAGUGUGAAUUUCAGAAAAGGAGCCGAUUUUUAGUGAUCAAUAUUUCCAUGGCAACUCAUAGUCAAAUGACCCUGAAUUUAUGAAACCUGAAAUUCAUCUUGUUCAUUUAUUCAUUUUCCAAAAUAACAAUAAUGUCCAUGCCACUUGCUGGAGUUGCAGCUCAUUAUAAUUGUCUUACAGUGACGAUUGUACACUUGUAUAAUUUUAUUUGAGAGUAUUUUGAGCCAUAAACACUUUUUUAACUAUCUCGGACUUACACACAAGAGUGGAAAGAAAUGUACACUUUGGCCUCAAACUGUUUGAGAACUUUUAGCUGGUCUUGCAUGAACAGUUCAAAGCAAACAUUCAUUUAACUUCAAAAAAUUCAUUAAAAACAAAAUUUUUUAUGCUCUUCCUUUGAGUCUCAAAAUUAAAUUUGUUGAAUCUCUGUUCUUUUUUAAUUGUAAACAAGAAACAGCUUGCCAAAUAAUAUUGAAAUCAAGAAAAAUUGAAGCCACUCAAUUAAGUAGAGUGUAAUGUUUUUUCCUUCACUGGUGUAUCUCUCAUUUUAAAAAUGAUUCAAUUCCAAACAGUUUUGAAUUUUGGUUUUAAUUAGGCCAGGUAUGGCCACUAAAAGCGAACGAAUCUGCACCUCAAUCGUACUUUGAACAAGCUGUACCAGAAGUUUUGUUUAUCUGGUUCACUCAAGAGCUGGAUUACAAAGCAAUAUAUACAGCAUUUACAGCACUGAAGAUAACCUCUAAAUCCAGUGGCUGUUAAAGUCUUGUUACAUCUGCUGGAGACAUCUAACCUGAAAUGAAUAAUUAGUCAUUUCAUCAGCAAUCAGUAAUUCUGAUUAACAUCAUAAAGGACAUUAACAUAAAUUUAUUUUCUUAGCAUGAAUCUCCAGUAUGUCAACCAGACAGUCAAGCAAAUUAGUCAGGCAAUGAGCCAGCCAAUCAUUCAAUCGAUCAGUCUGUGAGCAUUAGCUAAUCAGCCUAGUCUGUCAUACAGUCAGUCAGUCAGUAAUUGAACCAGUUAACUAGUUAGACAGUCAGUCAGGAAAUUGAUGAGAUAGUCAGCCAAUUAGUCAGUUCGUCACUCAUUUAGUCAGUUGGUUGAGCAGCUAAGGACCACUUACAGAAAAAGUCAAUCAUGUCAAUAAAUCAGUCCACUCAAAUGGUAUCAUGUAGAUUGCAGAGCUAUACACAUGAUUAAAAGCAGAACUUGGCAUUGUAAACAAACAUUGCAGUGACUGCUUAUUCAAAGCAGAUCACAUCUACAUGUACUAGUUUAGUUUGCCAUUUGUCAAAAUUAAUUUCAAUAUGAAUUUGAAUCUUUUCAAGUACAAGUAUCCUAGACGAAUUCCUAACUAUAAUAGCUUCUUCAUGAUUUUUAGUGGCCAUACCCUUCAAUUUUCACAAAAACUAAUACAAAAGUGAGCAGCAAAAAUGUACCAAUUAAAAAUUGCAUUCAAUGAUUUUGCAGUCUAACCGUGUGAAUUUCAGAAACAAGAGCUGCAUUUAAGUGAUCAAUAUUUCAACGGCAACUCAUGAUCUCUGAAUUUAUGACACCAAAAAUUUCUUAUUCAUAGAUUCAUUUCAAAAUUUCUCCAGUAUGUCAACUAGCAAGUCAAGCCAAUUAGUCAGGAAAUGAGCCAGCCAAUCAAUCAAUCAGUCUCUGACUGUCAGUUAAUCAGUUUAUCUGUCAUACAGUCAGUCAGUCAGUAAUUGAGCACGUCAGCCAGUCAAUUGGUCAGAAUUUCUAAAAGAAGUAAGUCUGUAACUUAAGCAGCAAGUCAGCCGGGCAAUCAAUCAGUCAUCCAAUCAGUCACUUAGUCAAUCAAUCAGCUGGUCAAUCAUCAAGUACAUGUAAGCAAACCAGCUGGUCCAUCAAUCAGUAUGCCAAUCUGAGUCAGUUAUUCAAUCAGCAAGUACAUGAGCACUGUAAGCAAGUCAGCCAGUCAAUCAGUCAGUCAGCCAUUCAGUCAAUUAGUCAAUCAGCAAGUACAUGUAAGCAAGUUAGCCAGUCAAACUGUUAGUCAGCCGAUCAGUCAAUUAGUCAGUAGGUCAGUAGGUACGUGAUCGAAGCAAGUCAUCCAUCACCAAUUAGUAAGUCAGUCAGACCAUCAGUCAGUCAAUCAAUCAAUAAAUAAUUGAUCCACCAGUUAGUCAGCCAGUCAGUCAGUUAGCCAAUAGGUAAGUCUGUUAGCAGGUCAGCAAGUCAUUCAUUCAGCCAGUAAAAUAGUCACUCACUCAGUCAACAAGUCAAUGAAUAAGUCAGUUGGACAGUUAACUACAAGUCAGUUAAUCAGUCACUCAUUCAACAGUCAGUCAGCCAUUUUGUCAGCCGAUGAGUCAGUCAGUCAGUCAGGAAGUAAGUCAAUCAGUUUGUCAGUCAAUCAGUCCUGAAGUUAUCAGUCAUUUAGUAAGCAAUAAUUUUAUUAUAUUAGUCAAUCAGCUAUAUGAGAACCACUUAAUCAAACAGUCAAUCCAUUAAUAAAUCAGUCCUCUGAAAUGGCAUCAUGAAAAUUGCAGAACUACAUGUAUACUCAUGAUUAAAAGUAAAACUAGUUGCAUUGUAUACCAACAUUGUGGUGACAGCUCGAUCAAAGCAGAUCACAUCUACUUUAGGAUGAAUUGCCAUUUUGUCAGAAAAGCUCUUAUUUUAAGAUUUUGAUUUUAACUGCCCAUGCAAUUAUUUGAAUUUAUUAAUCUAGAAAGAAGAAAUCCCAAAGUGCUAAAUGCUAUCAGUCAAUAGUACAAAGUAAUUCCCUAAAUGAAUUUGGAAAUGAAGAAUUUUUAAGUCUUACUACUUGUUGGAAAGAACUGUACAGUUUGCAGGGCUCUCCAAUGCGACCCUGAGCUUUUACUAUACUCAGUGGCAACUAAAUUUUCACGCCUGGUUGCCAACCUGACCCCCAAGAUAGUUGACUUUCUUCUCUGGGAAAACGUACACUAAUGAUAAUCUGUUAUCCUUUAGAAAACUAACAGAUAGCUUACCGUUUUUCUAACGCUCUAACAGUUUGUCCAAUCUCUCAAACUAAAUGCUUUAACGAUUUCUUCUAACACUCUAACAGAUUGUCCUUAUAAUAUAACAGUUGGUAUGUCUGACAUUUAACUUUUACUUGAAAGAGGAUUGUGAAAAUCACUAGUGAUGAAUUUGACGGAAGUCUUAUCGACUUUCCUGCAAAUCGAUCGCAAUUCUCAACAGGUUGUCCUGUGUUUCUCCGGGAAUGACUUUUAGCGCAUCGAUUAAAAACAAUUUCUUUUUUGUUGAAGAUGUCUCUCGAUUGCGGACUCGAUAGCAGAUUAGUCUGAUAAACGCUUAAGCUAAUCAAGAACGAACGGCACUUAUUUCUCGAGCUUCUUGUAAACAACUUCAUGAAAAUUUCUGUUGAGCAUGACGACCCCAAUAAAAGCUCUGUCGUAUUUUAUUGACUUCUGAUGAAGAACCGUUAAAGUCAUGCUGUUUGUCAAACAGUCUUCUCGCGAAAUCAACUUCUUUGCCCUAAAACAUUAGCGACAAUUCCUCUUUCUGGAGACUUUCGAUCACGUGCCAGGCAAUGAAAUAGAUCAAGUUUCACUGAUCUUCAUUUCUGAAUAUGCAAAUACAUGGGACGCAGAUUUUGUUCUUUAAUAACCCAAAUAAGUUAUUUUGUGAUUCCUAAAGUUUGUUUAUCUAAAUGUGUAUUCCAUUUCCUGAACCUUAAGCUUGAAUACCUGUUUGAGGAGAUUUAUGCUUGAGUGCGGGCUCAUUUUCCCAAACGCCGGCUGGUAAUCGAGCCUCAAGCAAAAACCGUUCGAAAGAAAGUUCAAAAGGAAGUCUAAGCAUUCUUUUUCUGUUAAGGCUAAGUAAAAACUGUUAAGUUUAUUGUAUUCCAUUAAUUCUUAAAUAUAAUUUUUGGUGACUAGAAUACUUGUUCUGGCGACCAAAAAUGAAAACUUGUGGGCCAGCUAGCCCCAAGAUUUUUUUCUGAAAGUCGACCACUGGUUUGGCUUCAAACUGUAGAGCUUUUUAUAUGUAGCUGUCGUUCAUGAAAAGAUUAAAACAAGCAUUCAUUUAAAUCCCAUAAAUGCAGUAAUUUUGUUACAAAAAGUUAUGGUGAGUCUAAGGACUCAUUUUGUAAAAAAUCAUGAGUCCCAGUCUUGAACAAGUGAGUCCCAGUUAAAAAACGAGUCUGAAAUUGAAAAUGCUCAGGCCUUUAUGUAACCAGACAGUUAAUCUGAAGACAGACUCUACAACUCUGCAUUACAAGAAUAUUAAAACUAAAAUAAUAGUCCUUCUAUAAUUUUUAUAGCACAACAAAGGCUAAAAGAAAUAUUCAUCAUUAAACAACAGUCAUAGUAACUGCCACAGAAAUUACACAAACAGGAUACUUCUAGAAAAACACAUGUUCAGCUCAGAUCAAUCGAUCGUUGCAUUGUACGGGACACCUGCCUUAAAUCAUUUUGCGUCUUUGGGGAUUUUUAUGCGUCAGGAACACAGAACACUGAGAUAACAAAAUCACUGUAAAUGCAUUUAAAAAUAUUAGCAUUAUUUUUAACAAAUUAACUGUUUAAUAUUCUUACUUUGAGUUUGAAAUUUUUUUAUUGAAUCUUAAGGCACUCAAGUAGUGUGUUCUUUAACUAUAUUAUAAUUAGACAUGUAUCUUUUAUUUUACAGAGACACUGAUUUUGAAAAAGUUAAAAAUUUUUUUGUUACGAGUAAAUUAUAUGCCAGGUAUGGCCACUAAAAGCUUAUGAGUCUGUAUGUCAAUCAUACUUUAAACAAGCUGCACAAGUUCAGUUUUUGUGGUUCACUAUGCAAUGUAUAGUACUUACAGUGUACACUGAAGUAUAAGCUCAAAAUCCUGGCUGUUAAAGCCUUAGGACAUUUACUGGACACAUACUGAUCUGAAAUGAAAAAUUGACUAUUCAUUAGCAAUCAGUAAUCUUGAUUCUUUUCCUAGCAUGAGCAUUAGCACAUCAGCCAACCAGUCAAGUCAAUUAGUCAAUAGGAAGCUUUUUAAAAGCAACAAAGACAACGACAACAGUAAAAACUACUGAUAAAGUGUUUUAGAAAGGGGGUUGGUAAAUGUAGAAGCAUAUUUUUACUCGCCCAGUCUAAAGUUUCACUAAUCACUAGUCACUAGUCAGUCAGUCAAUCAAUAUUUCAAUGGCAACUCAUAAUCAAAUGUCUCUAAUUUUAUGAAACCUAAAAUUUAUCUUAAUUGUGUAUUCAUUUUCCACUUCUCCAGUAUGUCAACCAACAUGUUGAGUAAGUCAAGUAAUGAGCCAGCCAAUCAGGCAACCAGUUCUCUGACUGUCAGUUAAUCAGUCCAUCUGUCACACAGUCAGUCAGUCAGCCAUUCAGAUGGUCAGUAAGCUUUUAAACAAGUGUGUAAUUCAGCCAGCCAGUCAAUCAGUCAGUUAGCAAGUACACGUAGGCAAGUCAGCGAGUCAAUCAGUCAGUCAGCGUGUGUCAGUCAUUUAGCCAUUCAGCAAGUUCACGUAAGCAAGUCAGCCAGUCAAUCAGUCAGUCAGCCCAUCAGUCAGUUGGUCGAUCUUCAAAUACAUGUUACAGCGUACAAGCAAGUCAGCGAAUACUUGACUACCUUGCCAAAGUGUGUUGGCUGACUUGCUUGUACACUGUAACAUGUACUUGAAGAUUGACCAACUGACUGUUGCCCCAGGCUGACUGACUGAUUGACUGGCUGACUUGCUUGUACACUGUAACAUGUUCUUGAAGAUCGACCAACUGGUCAAUCUGCAAGCAAGCCAGUCAAUCAGUCAGUCAGCCGAUCAGUCAGUUGGUUAAUCAGCAAGUGCAUGUAAGUAAGGCAGCUAUCGGUCAGUAAUUCAGCUAGUACAUUGUAAGUUACCCAGUCAGUCAGUCGAUUAUUCAGCCAGUCAGCCAGUCUGUCAGUCAUUCAAUGAGUCAGUUCAUUAGUCAAUCAGUUGUCACUCAGCAUAUCCACCACUCAGUUAGUUAGCCAAUAAGGCAGUCAUUUAGCAGGUCAGCCAUUCAGCCAUUGACACAAUCAGUCAAAGGGCCAGUCAGUCAAAAUGUGAGCUAUUUAUCCAAUCAAUAAGUCAGUGAGUUGCCAAGUCAGCCAGUCAACCACUUUGCAAGUCAACCAGUUAAUCAUUUAGUCAAUGAGUCAGUCAGUCAGCAAGGCAGCCAGUCAGCCAGUCACUCAGCAAGUCAGCGAGUCCAUCAAUAAGUCAGUCACUUGGUUGGUUAUCAACUGUAAGUCAGCUAUUUGGUCAGUCAGACAGUCAACGGGUCAGCCAUUCAGUAAGUCUAUGAGACAGUAAGUCAGUCAGUUAGUAGGUCAGUCAGUUUUUUCAGCCAGUAGGUCCAUAAAUCAGUUACUCAGCAUAUUAAUCAAUGAGUCAGUCAGUCAAACAGCAAGUCAGUUUAAAACUUUGGCAAUAAGUCAGUCCGUCAACACAUCAGCCUCAGUCAGCCAAUCAGUCAGUCCAUCAAUAAGCCAGUUAGUCCAUGAGUCAGUAAAUCAGUCAGUUUUAUAAUCAGUCAGUCGGUUAGCAAGACAAUUGGACAGUCAGUCUAUCAGUCAGGUAGUAAGUUGGUAAAUCAGUCCUUAGUCAAAAAUUCAGCCAAUUAUUCAGUCCUUGAAUCAGUUAGUCAGCAAAUCAGUCAGUUACAAUAGCCAAAAGGUAAGUCAGUCAGCAGGUCAGCAGCUUAUUCAUUCAGGAAGUGAGAUAGUCACUCAGUCAACAAGCUUAAGUCAGCUAAUACCAUGUGGCACAAAAUUUUUGCAGGAUUUUAUUUUUGAGGAUUGGCGAUUUUCUUGUGUUCUGCGGGAACUAAUUUUUGCGAUUAGAACAGACUGGUUUUUCUUGCUGGGAAUUAAUUUUUGUGAUUUUCACAAAGUACCCAGUGUCUAGCAUUGAUAAUAUUUUUGUUUUUGUUAAGUAUGUACAAUAGAAAUAUUAUUUAAAACAACACUACGGUAUUCGUACCCUAUGUAAUUUAACAGACACAAUUUCGUAGUACUAUAUUUUUGUUCAUCAAUUUUAAGUUGGAGAAAAUUUAUGUUAAAUUUUUGUGGGAAAAAUGUUUGUGAUAAUUUUUAUUUGCAGGAACUUAUUUUUGCAGAUCGCUGGAAAAAUCGCAAAUAUCGCAAAAAUUAGAACCCGCAAAAGCUUUGUGCCACAUGGUAAGUCAGUUCACCAGUCGACUACAAGUCAGUUAAUCGGCCACACAGCCAACAGUCAGUCAGCCAUUUUGUCAGUCAAUGAGCCAGUCAGUCAGCAAGUAAGUCUGUCAGUUUGUCAGUCAAUCAGUCCUGACGUUAUCAGUAAGCAAUUGGUCAAUCAGCCAUAAAAGGACCGCUUAAUCAAACAGUCAACUAGUCAAUAUAUCGGUCCGUUGAAAUGGUGUCAUGUAAAUAGCAGACUGAACUACAUGUAUACUCAUGAUUGAAAGUAAAACUUCACAUUGCAUACCAACAUUGUGGCGACAGGUAGUUCAAAGCAGAUCACAUGAAUUGACAUUUGUCAGAAAAAGCUCUUAUUUUAAGAUUUGGAGUUUAACAACACAUGUAAUCAUUUGAAUUUAUUAAAACAGAAAAAAUUAAUCUUAAAGUGCUUAAUGCUAUCAUUCAAUAAUACAAAGUAACUCCUAAAUGAAUUCGAAAAUGAACAACUCGUGUUUUUGCAAUUAUGUUUUGACUAUAAAACAAUUAAAGGACAGGUUUCUUUGGAGGGGGGUCAAGACACCACUUGGUAGAUACCCAUUUAAAAAGUAAGAAGGGGUUCUUCGCCAAGGGCAGCAUUUUGCGGGGGGAGGGGGGAAGCACUGCUUAUAUACCUGCCAACUUUUUCUGAGAUAUAAGCGUGAGAUUUUUAUCCUGGGAGUGCUGGGAUUUUUGAAGACGACACGAUCAUUUCCGAAGAUUCCGGAAGAAGUCCGAAGUCUUCCGAAGACGUCCGAAGUCUGCCGAAGACUGCCAAAGGCGAGCUCGCUCCCAGUGCUUUUCACUUCAAAAAUCAGAGAUCGCGAGGAAGGUAUUGCCAUUUAUUCAUUUUACACAUGGUUUUCGUUCCUUACAUGGGUCUGAGUUAACAUAUUUUUGGAAAUUGUGUCAAGUAGGACGGCCCAACAACUCACAUUUUUCAAUAAGGCGUGAGAAAUUGGCCAGCAGGCGUGAGCCGGCGUGAGAUCGAAGUUUUCAACCCGCAGGCGUGAGACUCACGCCUAAGGCGUGAGAGUUGGCGGGUAUAUGCUUAUGGAGUUGUGUCCCACUAAUAGCUAAAGAAGAGGCCCAAUGAAGCAGCUCUUUGCUUUACAUUUUUUAUCGUAGACAGAGUCCCUACAAUUAACCAAAGGUAGGAAAUUUCAUCUACCAGUAUCUCUGACAAAUUGACCCAGUUGAAAAAAUCACAAACCGUUUCAGAGAACAGAAAAAUCAGUAAAAUUCCCGUUGUUGUUCUUUUCAUCGACUGCUUCGCCAAAAAUCCCGACAACUCACCCCCUGUCAGAGGCCUGGCUACCAGGCACCCGAAUAAAAUAUUUGCUGCUACAUAACACUUUAUCUUUUAUAAAGCCAAUUACAAAUAAAGCCUUAAAACACCAUUGGAUACGCAACGAUUUGCCCUUAAAAUCAAGGCGUUCAGACUUUAAGAAGGGGGGAGAUUGCAUUAUUGAAAGAGUUGCACAUAAACUUACAGGCUGGUGAGUGUCAGGAUCUCACCAAAUUUAAGGUAAACCAUCGCCAUAAGCAUCUCUAAAACUUCUUAAAACGAUACCUUCUACAGUCAUUACUGUUUGUUCCACCUAUUAUCGCUACUAACCUUGCAAAAUAGAUGAAAAACGAGAUAAAAACCAACCAUGCCUUCUGUUGCCUUCCGCGCGCCAUCUUUGAUUUUGUGCUUUUUAGAUCCCAGGGUCCCAAAUCGUCCACAAUGCGCGGUCUCCUUGCUCGGGCCCCCGGU